AUGAGCCAGGAUGGCCAGUCACAACAAAGUCGGGUCUCGGAGCCAUUCACCAUUGAAGAGAACAUUCACCAUCUCAAUGCCAUCGACAAGUCAAUCGCCCAACUCAUGAGCCAAACCGCCACAGCUCUUAAUGCCCUGACCACACAGGCAUCAAACACCUCAGCACCCAACGGCGAGACCUCGUCCCUGGAUCCGCCCGCUCAAAAAGAAGCGUUCAAGUCCGCCACUGACUCAUUCCUCACAACACUCCAUAGCAUAGACGUGAGAAUGAAGCGGCAGAUCAUGGCGCUAGAAGAAGCCGGGAUCGUGCGUCUGUCGAAUACGCCGCGUCAAGAUCCCAAUGGGGCCACCAAGGGAUCGUUGAAGCCGAAUGGCGUGGGGACGGUGGGAAACCUAGACGUUGGCUGGCUGAACAGUCGGAGCACGAGAGUAGAACGCGACAUGGAGGCCGAGCUAUGGCAGGAUGCCAAAGAAUUCUUGCAGAAGCAGCAGAGUGGGACUGGAUCAUGA
This is a messenger RNA of Metarhizium brunneum ARSEF 3297, 510 nucleotides long. RefSeq lists its product as uncharacterized. Gene Ontology annotation, molecular function: transcription coregulator activity. The record is from RefSeq and is a predicted model, not a curated record. Gene Ontology annotation, cellular component: mediator complex. Gene Ontology annotation, biological process: regulation of transcription by RNA polymerase II. Lineage: Eukaryota; Fungi; Ascomycota; Sordariomycetes; Hypocreales; Clavicipitaceae.